This is a messenger RNA of Coccinella septempunctata (seven-spotted ladybird), 1006 nucleotides long. RefSeq lists its product as uncharacterized. The record is from RefSeq and is a predicted model, not a curated record. The transcript is spliced from 4 exons. NCBI's taxonomy places the organism in Eukaryota, Metazoa, Arthropoda, Insecta, Coleoptera, Coccinellidae. Bases 474 to 944 code for a protein of 156 amino acids.
CAUGCAUCACUUUCUUCUCCUUCCUCCUUCACUGACUUUUAAAUUUUUUUUCUGUGUGUUUCUACAGGUUAUGUGAACUGAUCAACCUAAAAUUUCAAUUCAACGUUUCAAUUUUUGUGCAUUUAAUUACUCAAUUUUAUUUCCAUGAAUGAUGGGAAAAGUCAAGUUGUAUGUGAGAUUUCCCUGUAGAAUUGAAGAAGAAUUACAAGUGAAAAACCUUUGUUCUCUUAUAGAAGCUGUUCAUUUGCCUAGACAGAAAUCUGCACGGUGGUGCAUUGUGGAUUUCAAAACAUCAGAUAUUAGAAAGGAAGCUAUAAAAAUAUUGAAAGGUGUUUUGAUCAACGAUAAACGUCUCGUUAUCAAACCAGUGAAAAGUAAACCAAAGCAGCCAACGCUGAAAAAGUCUGACUGUGUGGAUACAGUUCAAGAUUUAUUGAAACUUUAGAUCAACUUCGCUAUCAUCAGUCAUCACUAUGGAUCCAGCCGAUCUCCUGAAGCUCGAAAAUUACUGUCCUCAAGUAAUAGAUGAAAAACUUCGUAAUGAAGCAAAAAAGAAUACUAACAAUCAUGCUUGUGGUACAUCAAAUUAUAAUGUGAAUGCAGUGUCUAAUAAAAAAGAUGAAGAUACUGACGAUAUAAUUGAUGUGGACAAUUCUGAUGAGAUAUUUGAAAUCACUCCUGAAAAUUAUAGAUUAUUUGUAGACCCAGAUAGCAUCCGGGGUUUAGAUGAAAACUGUGCGAUGCUGGAUCGUAUAGUCAAUGAUUAUCCAGAUGUUAAAACAGCAGAAAACAAAGCCUAUAGGCUAAUCAGCGAUCCGAGCAUUUUUGAUGAGAAUAUUGUCCAUGAAGAAGUGUUUCUGGACUCGGAAAAGGAUACAGACGAUGAUGAGGAGUGGACUGAUGAAGAAGUAUUGAAUUAUGACUGGUCACUAGUUGAUAAUUGAACUUGUUACCUCAAUUUUUUUCACUAGAUAUGAUUUUUGUACGUAAUAUACAACCAUAUUUU